Molecule: messenger RNA, 842 nt
Organism: Spirodela intermedia
Lineage: Eukaryota; Viridiplantae; Streptophyta; Magnoliopsida; Alismatales; Araceae
Source: the annotation of a GenBank genome assembly
AUGGAUUUGUGGGAGAAGCUCGUCCACCCCGUGAAGCGAGCCUUUGUCGCUGGCACCCCCCGCGGCAGGGGAGGGAGGAAGACCGGUGAGUACCCAAAAUCUCCGCCACCACUCCGCCGCUCGCCAUCUCCUCCCCCGCCGCGAACAGUUCCCGGGCUCCGCCCCCUCCGUUUCUCGCUUCCGGCGCGGUCGGUUUCCGUUUUCUUUUCAGUAGAAAUUCCUCGGCAUUCCUUCCCUUCCCUUCGAGCUAUGGGGAAUUCGAGAUUUCUGAGUACUUUCUUGACGGAGGAGGGAGGACCAUCGCCUCCGGCCGUAAUUCCGCCGCGUGAUUGGCGUGAUCGGACUCUGACGCCGGCAGACUGACUUCUCUCCGCCGCCCACUCCGCGUCUUCGCCAUGUGCGCACAUGCAUCGAGAGAAGAAAGAAGUGGGCCCUCCGUCGGCGCUGUUCAGUCAGCGUAGACGUUGAAAACUGGGCAAUUGGCAGGCGUCGGCGCCGGCAUCUCUCUCUGUCUCACUCUUCGGGCAGAUUUUCUACUUUUUGGGAGGAUGAUGAGUUUUAUGUCGGGGCCAUGGACAGGAACGGGGAUGGAGAAGCUCCACGACGACGUGCAAAGCUGCGGGUACGAGGACGUGCAGGUAAUGUGGGAGAUGCUGAGGACGGAGAUGGAGGUCUCGGCGGGCGCAGGCAAACGUAGGCGGCCGUUCGUGCGGCUCGACCGGCUGGGCGGCCCGGCGGGGCAGCCGCCGCACUACUGGCCCGGUGAGGCGCUUACGCCGCCGAGCCUGGCGGAGGACGAAACGGGCGGCGCCUUCUCGUGCAACCGCGAUCCCUCGAAGUAA